Messenger RNA from Ilex paraguariensis (yerba mate), 300 nucleotides. NCBI's taxonomy places the organism in Eukaryota, Viridiplantae, Streptophyta, Magnoliopsida, Aquifoliales, Aquifoliaceae. The record is from the annotation of a GenBank genome assembly.
AUGAUAAUGACGUCAAAUUCCGACGACAUACUGGUAGAUGUUGUCACGUUGAAGCUUCGUAUUGCUAUGUCAUCGACGGAGUACUCUGGCAGUUUCACUCGAGAAGCGAGGACGCCGGAUGCAAUUAUUAUGAGGAGGGCGAUGAGAAAUAGUGGGCCCAAGGUCCAACGGAGGCACCGACAGAGGUUUCUCCGGCGGGAUUUCAUGUCGGUGUAUUCUUCGAGUAGACAGGCGUUUUUCGUUUGCGGGGCCAUCGUGGGACGGAGACAUCUUGGCAGAUUCGUCGGUGGCCGGAGGUGA